CUCGACAGCGACGGAGACCUUCUCCUCCGAGUCGGUUUCGAGCGCGCUGGCGAAGAAGCGCUCGAGGUCCAAGUAUGCUCCGCCACAAUGCGACGCGCCUCCCCGGUCUGGAAAGCCAUGCUGUUCGGACCGUGGAAAGAGUCCAAGCCGGCUGAGGGCGACUGGGUUGCGGACCUUCCGGAGGAUGACCCAUGGCCGAUUCUGGUCAUUCUCCGAAUCAUCCACGGCGCCUUCGACGAAGUGCCAGAGGAUCUGUCGCUCUCGGAGCUAAGUCGGAUACUCGUGUACACCGACAAGUACGACAUGGUGCACGUCCUCCGACCGAUGGCCCGGAGAUGGGUGUAUGCCCUCGUCUCUCGGGCCGAGCAUCUCACCGGACAAGAGCACGUGUUGAGACUGCAUGCGGCCUGGGAGCUGGGCUGCGAAGCCGUGGUUGCCGCCGAAGUCACCGACCUCGUGUUCAACCUCUCGGUA
Thermothielavioides terrestris NRRL 8126 is the source of this 474-nucleotide messenger RNA. RefSeq lists its product as uncharacterized. The annotation marks the transcript as partial. The record is from RefSeq and is a predicted model, not a curated record. NCBI's taxonomy places the organism in Eukaryota, Fungi, Ascomycota, Sordariomycetes, Sordariales, Chaetomiaceae. The transcript has 2 exons.